AUGCCACACAAGUCUCGCUGGCAAAUCGACAUCCCCAACGGUCACCUCGCCUCGCUCCUCCUUACAUCCCCAACAGCACCACUCUCCCAAUCACAAAAAUGCUACCUCGAUGCUGCCCGCCCAGACACCCACUAUUUCACCCCCCAUGAAUUUCGUCUCUGGAGCCAGCGCUUCGCUGCCGGCCUCCGCAAGUCCGGCCUCCAGCCUGGUGACCGCGUGCUCCUCUUCUCGGGCAACGACUUGUUUUUCCCAGUCGUCUUCAUGGGCAUCAUCAUGGCUGGUGGGAUCUUCACCGGCGCGAACCCAACCUAUGUCGCCCGCGAGCUGGCCUUCCAGCUCCAAGACAGCGGCGCCACGUAUCUAAUCUGCGCCGCCACCAGCCUCGACACUGGUAUCGAGGCCGCCCGGCUGGCCGGCCUCAAGCGCGAGCAAGUCUUCGUCUUCGAUAAUGCUCUUUACGAAGGGCGCGGGGCCUCGCAGAAAGGCUGCCGGCACUGGGGGGAACUGGUCGCGUCGGAGGCCGAAGGGCGCGGGUUCGCGUGGGAUGCGCUGGACACGCCGGCGCUGGCCGACACCACGCUGGCGUUGAACUACUCGUCCGGCACAACAGGCCGGCCCAAGGGCGUUGAAAUCACACACAAGAACUACGCAGCCAACAUGAUGCAGUAUGCGCACAUGGGGACGCUGCACCCGGACUGGGAGGCGCGCCGGGCGCGCGCCCGCUGGCUGUGCUUUCUGCCGAUGUACCAUGCCAUGGCUCAGAGUAUCUUUAUCUCGGUGGCACUGUUGCGCGGGACGCCCGUGUACAUUAUGCCCAAGUUCGAUUUUCUUCAGAUGCUGGAGUAUACGCAGGCGUAUCGAAUUACGGAUCUCACGCUUGUGCCGCCGGUGGUGGUCAUGCUGGCGAAGCAUCCAGCUGUGAAGAAUUAUGAUUUGAGCAGUGUGGAGUCGGUGGGGAGCGGUGCAGCGCCAUUGGGAAGGGAGGUUUGUGUGGAAGUGGAGAAGCUGUGGCCGGAGGGAAAGAUCAAUAUCAAGCAGGGCUGGGGCAUGACUGAGGCCACAUGUUCCGUCCUUGGCUGGGAUCCGACGGAAAAGUCACUCUCUGCAUCUGUCGGGGAGCCUAAUGCUAACUGCGAGGUCAAGAUCAUGCGCGAAGAUGGUACUACCGAGAUCACUGCGCGCAACGAGCGCGGCGAGCUGUGGGCACGCGGGCAGAACAUCAUGAAGGGCUAUUGGCGCAAUCCGGAGGCUACCAGGCAGACCAAGACGCCGGACGGAUGGCUCAGAACCGGCGACAUUGCAUAUGUGGAUGACCAGGGCAAAUUCCAUGUCGUAGACCGGAUGAAGGAGUUGAUCAAAGUCAAGGGCAAUCAGGUUGCACCGGCAGAGUUGGAAGCACUGCUACUGGAACACCCGGCGGUGGCAGACGUUGCCGUCGUGGGAGCUGCGAUAAACAACGACGAGCGCCCUCGUGCCUACGUCGUCCUCAAACAGGGCCAGUCCACUACCGCCGACGAAAUCGUCCGGUUCAUGGAUGGCAAGGUCUCCGCUACGAAGCGGAUCACCGGUGGGGUGGUCUUCCUCGACGCCAUCCCCAAGAACCCGUCCGGCAAGAUUCUCCGCAAAGUCCUGCGCGAACAGGCUGCGGCGGAGCUGAAGCAGGUGGCGCAUGGUGGUGCUACAGCGAAGCUGUAG
Molecule: messenger RNA, 1695 nt
Organism: Penicillium macrosclerotiorum
Lineage: Eukaryota; Fungi; Ascomycota; Eurotiomycetes; Eurotiales; Aspergillaceae
Product: acyl--CoA ligase
Exons: 4
Coding region: 1-1695 (564 amino acids)
Biological process (GO): secondary metabolic process
Molecular function (GO): CoA-ligase activity
Source: RefSeq, a predicted model, not a curated record